CUGCGAGUCUGCGAAGAAGAGAAGAAGAUGUCUGACCGGUUUUUCCCGAAUGAAAUGCCUCGAUUUGUUGAAGAAGGAGAUGAAAUUGUUCCUGAUGAAGCUUCCCUCUCGAAGCUCCUUUCCAUGCCCUAUCCUGAGCUUGCACAGAGACUAAAGAGGGCUGGCUUGGACCUUUCACAAGCUGUCAAAUUAGAGACCUGGGGAAUUAGCCGGCGGCUACGUGAACGAGAUUACAGUCUCUACGUCGGUGCUCUUGGAACCGCUUUCCUUCUUUUCAAAUCUUAUCAAGUUAACCAGAACAGAGACGAUCUUAAUCUCUGCUCCGAGAUCGUCAACGCUUGCGAUUCUGCUUCUUCCAGCUCAAGAGAUGUGACAUUUAUAUGCGGACGGGCUGGUGUUUAUUCCAUUGGGGCUCUUGCUGCAAAGCACAUGGGUGAUGAUCAAUUGGUUCGUCACUACAUAACCAAAUUCAAGGAGAUUAACUUAAUCAAAGAUCUAUCUGAUGAGUUAUUGUAUGGGAGAGCUGGAUUCCUGUAUGCUUGUUUGUUCCUGAACAAGAAUAUCAAAGAGGGAGUGAUUCCAUCUUCUUUCAUUGGGACUAUUGUUGAUGAGAUUAUUGCACAUGGAAGAAGAUUGGGGAAUGAAAAAUGCCCAUUGAUGUUUGAAUGGUAUCGUAAAAGGUAUUGGGGUGCUGCCCAUGGAUUAGCUGGUAUAAUGCAUGUCCUGAUGCAUGCAAAACUUAAACCAGAUCAAGCUGAUGAUGUUAAACGAACAUUAAUGUAUAUGAUCCGACAUCGUUUCCCGAGUGGAAACUACCCUUCUAGCGAGGAAAAUAACAACGAUGCUCUUGUGCAUUGGUGCCAUGGGGCUCCUGGCGUUGCCAUCACAAUGGUCAAGGCUGCUGAGGUUUUUGGAGAUAGAGAGUUCAUGGAAGCUGCAAUCGACACUGCAGAAGUAAUCUGGAAUCGCGGGCUUCUCAAUCGGGUUGGCAUUUGUCAUGGAAUCAGCGGAAACACGUACGUUUUCCUUUCUCUUCAUCGUUUGACAGGCAAAAGAGAGUAUUUGUACAAAGCCAAGGCGUUUGCUUCCUUUCUCCUCGAAAGAGCUCACACCCUUAUCUCAAAAGGGAAAAUGCAUAGAGGUGAUAACCCAUACUCACUCUUUGAAGGCUUAGCAGGAAUGGCUUAUCUUUUCUUGGACAUGGCUGAACCAAACAAAGCCAGAUUCCCUGCUUAUGAACUUUGAAAUCUUUUAUAUAUUGAAAAAUGGAAGAAGAAUACAUUUUAAUAUGGUACAAAUUGUUGUUUUUCAUAA
Molecule: messenger RNA, 1314 nt
Organism: Impatiens glandulifera
Lineage: Eukaryota; Viridiplantae; Streptophyta; Magnoliopsida; Ericales; Balsaminaceae
Product: lanC-like protein GCL2
Exons: 6
Coding region: 28-1245 (405 amino acids)
Biological process (GO): carbohydrate metabolic process; peptide modification
Cellular component (GO): plasma membrane
Source: RefSeq, a predicted model, not a curated record